AUGAAUGGAAUGCGAUCAAUUUUCUGCUAUUUCUGCUUCGUGAUCAUAUUGGAGAGUGUUGUUCAUGCUGAAGAAUCGAACGACCUGAAUGAAAAUCUACGACUUGAUAUAUCUCGAGGAGUUACGUUGCACGUCGCAAACAAUACAACGAGCAUAGUUAUCAGAAUGUCGACUCUGCUCAAGAAAAACGAUAUAGAACAGAGAAACGUGGGCAGAUUAGGCUUUAAAAAUGGUAUUCUGAAGAGAAUUGGUAUGACGAUGAUGAUGAUUCCGAUGAUAAUACAGUUAAUCACCUUACCGGCUGCCCUAGCGUCCAUCAAAAUGAGUUUGUUACGAAGUUUAUUGGUAGGAAAAAUAGCACUAAUUGUGAUACUCUUCAAUGCGCUGAGGAAUUCGCAAAAAUCAGAGGUGGUAUUGGUCCACAGACCUGAGUAUCACGAACACUAUUACAAUUCUUAUCAUCAACCGGAAGACGACGACGAAGGCUGGGUGGGAAGAUGAAGAAAACGCA
Molecule: messenger RNA, 511 nt
Organism: Osmia bicornis bicornis
Lineage: Eukaryota; Metazoa; Arthropoda; Insecta; Hymenoptera; Megachilidae
Exons: 3
Coding region: 1-501 (166 amino acids)
Source: RefSeq, a predicted model, not a curated record